UGAGUGGACCGCAUCAGAGUUGUCUGGACUUGACAAUGUUCUUCCGCUGUAUCGUCCUAUUCGCAAGUUGCACCUUGCAGAUUGCCCUUGCAGAUGAAGACCCCAUAGUCAACGAGGCCGAUCGCUCGUUCUUGGAUACAUCGGAAAUCGCUUGCUAUGAAUGUAAUUCGGACAUCGACGGCCCGAUGUGCUACGAUCCGUCGAUGAUCACCAAAGAAGGACGAUUGUGCUCUCAGAAAACCGGCAAUGGAGGCGCAUGUGCGGUCAUCCGUCUGGAUAGCUCUCGUGAUCUUCUCACCAACGCGCAGCCCCGAGAGAUACAACGGAAAUGCGUCGAUGAUUGUCGCUCCGGGUGUGUCCCGAUGGGUUUCAACGGUGAGAAGCUAUUGUGCACUUCUUGCUGCAACUCCACAUUCUGCAACUUGAGCAACUCAAAUCCGCUCUCGGCCAGCAGUGAACCUCUCCUCAUCGCCUUCAUGGCCUCCGUCUUGUCCCUAUACACUCUCCUGAGCGCCUGGGGUCAAUGA
Messenger RNA from Galendromus occidentalis (western predatory mite), 527 nucleotides. RefSeq lists its product as uncharacterized. The coding region runs from base 36 to 527 and encodes 163 amino acids. The transcript has 3 exons. Lineage: Eukaryota; Metazoa; Arthropoda; Arachnida; Mesostigmata; Phytoseiidae. The record is from RefSeq and is a predicted model, not a curated record.